CCAGAAUUAAACCUCACCAUGUUCUGCCUUUAAGGACGGCUUCGCAACAAGCUGCCAGGAUGAUAAAAACAAAAUUUUCAAGUAGGAAAAGGGAGGACUGUAAUCUCUUGGUGAGUGGAAUUGGAGAUGCAUGUGAAAACAAACAACAAAAACUCCUUUUUUUUUUCAUGAUUGCAGGGGGAGGAAGUAGACAGGAAAAAAAAAAAGCAAGUGUGGUUUUUCUUCUCCCUGUUAAGAUAACAAAUCAUGUGUGAAUGGAAGCCACUGUGAGAAAAUGGCUUCUCACAAAUCAAAGACCGGCACAAAGAUAAAUGUAACAAAGGAAUCCAGUCCAGUGGAUGAAUAUGUCACACCUGGGGGCUAUGAGCUGGAGAAAAUCCUCAACCGUGGGAGUGUGGCUUACACUCAUGUCAACGAGGUCUGGCCCAAUGUCUACAUAGGAGACGAGUGAGUAAAAAAAAAGCAUAAAAUCACUUAACUGAAUAAAAUAAAAGAGGAUUAAAUAAUAUUCACACCAGCUUCUUGCAGGGAGACUGCAAAGGACAAGUAUAAUCUGAAGAAGAUGGGGAUUACACACAUCUUGAAUGCAGCAGAAGGAACGUGGAAUAAUGUGGACACAGGAGCUGGUUACUACGGUGACAUGGACAUUGUCUACUAUGGUGUGGUAGCAGAGGACAUCACGACCUUUGACCUCAGCCAGUAUUUCUUCUCUGCUGCUAAGUUUAUAAAGACAACGCUGAGCAAUCCUCAGAGUAAGAUAAGAUACACAGUUUUAUCAUUAAAGUCCAACUCCAAUUGUUUUUUUUUAACAUUCAAGUGUUCUCAGUGGUCUUUAAAUUGUGAUUAUGAAGUUUUCACCAAAAAUCGUGUUACCUGUGUCAUUUUCAAAAGCGCUUUUCUUCUGCAGAGCUCCAGUAGAUCAUUAGUACGGUGGCUGAGAACUUCCACUGCUGCAAAUAAAAAAAAAAGAAUGCAUGAAAAAAGAAGCCACAACAGAAGUUACAGAUGCAAAAAAAAGAAACCGAAGCCUGAUGCAAAUAAAAAAGAAACAGUGCAGAAAAAAAAAUUAAAAAGCCACAAUGGAAGUUAACGACGCAAAAAAAAGUGGCGAUGGAAAAAAAAAGUUACUUACUACAAAAAUAAAAGGAUGCAAAUAAAAAAGCCACAAUGGAAAUGAGCUGCCGGGGUUCAAAAAUGAUGAUGCACCAUUGUUUCGGCCUGAGUCGCUAUGAAGUUGAACUGGAGGAUGCUGGUGUAGUGUUAGCUUCAGUUAAACUUCACAUUGACUCAGGCGCUACAUGGCCUAACCAAACGACACACUGAAAAGUUUACGAAGCGAAAUUAAACAGUAACCUUUCCACUAACUUAUUUGCUCGUCUUCUCGCUCGUCUUCUGUCCCUAGAUCGUAAAACACCAGUGCAUCAUCAUUAUUGGUCUCCGGCAGCUCACUCUCAUUGUAACUUUUAUUUGUUUGCAUCCUUUUAUUUUCGCAGUAAGUGACUUUUCUUUUUUUUCCAUGCCACUUUUCUUGCGUCGUAAACUUCCAUUGUUUUUUUUUUGUUUGUUUGUUUGUUUUUUUUGCACCGUUUCGUUUUUUAUUUGCAGCGGGCUUCAGUUUCUUUUUUUUUUCUUUUGCAUCGGCAACUUCCAUUGUGGAUCUUUCUUUGCAUUCUUUUUUUUAUUUUCAGCAGUGGCGGUUCUCAGCAAAUCGUCAUCACAUUAGCUUGCAGCCUAACAUUGCCUGUGUAGUAAAAGUGGCAGGUAACAUAGCAGCUAUUCAGCUCUUAGACACUGAUAUCUUUUGGGAAACGAUGAAAGCUUAUAUCAUAAUUAGCUUUCUUAAGCAUUGCAAUCCGCUAACGCACACACUUGUUCUGUGAUCGUCCUCAGUAUUUCUCCUCUAAAUGCAGAGUGUGGCCUGCAUAGCAGGGCUCUGGGGGCGGAGCUUGGAUUGGUUACGUAUGAAAUCUCACUGUUUUUGAACCCGUGUUUGGGUCUGCCAGAGAGUCACAGAGAUUUGAAUGAAGAAAUACUCAGAAAGCAAUUUUGCAUUUAGUUUUCUCAUAAUAUGUCCUGUAGCAUCAGAAAAAUUCCAUAUGAACAUAUAAAAAACAAGAAAAACAUGAUUUUCGUCGGAAUGGGUCUUUAAAAGGACUAAUGCUGCGUUCUAGUUACCUCGGAAGUCAGAAGUCCGAGCUGAAAAUUAAGUCACACCCAGUUACCAGCAUUUCAGUUAUCAAGUCGGAAAAAAGCAAAAUCGGAGGCAGAAACAAGAUGGCUACAUCUACCGAAGUUAUUUUAGUGCUCGCCUUGUCCGAAUGCAAGGCUAGCGCUUGCUUCAGUAUUUUCAUAAACUGUUAUUUUUUUUAGUCACUCAUCAGUCGAGAAAUGAAGAAAACAGAGUUUGUUCAAUUUUUAGCAAAAGAUGCAGCUAACAAAGAUGGAACACGGCACAGUUCAAGUUCAGAGUAUAAGGUUAGAUAUAAAACAGGCAUUUGUAGGAAGUGAAUAGAUACUGGAGAUCUGGCACAAAUACAUUUUUGUUAGCUGUGGAAAUGUGGACAUGCGACUGCUGUAGAGGAAGGUCAAACUGCGAGGAAAUUUCUCUGUUUACUGCGUCGCAUAGAAGUAACGUCAAUCACAAACACCAUUAAUAAAGCCACUGUCCUGCAACAUUCAAGUGGAGGUUUGAGAGAUUAGCCUGUGGUGAAGGAGUUAGUUACGAGUAGGAAGGCUACAGGUUUUCAAGGGUACAGUAUAUUGCAUUGAAAGCACUGACAAUGCUCUCCAACAUCCGCCUCAGCUUCAGUGUAAGGGAUGAUGAAGAAAACUGUUUUGUGCCGCUCUGCAGCCUUGAAAAUCUGAAAUUCUGAGAACCACUUUUCAGAUGUAAUUCAACCUUCCCUGUAUCGAGUUAAUAGAAAAAAAAGUAGUAGGUGCUGAGAUUCUGAGAGAUUCAACCUUAAACUUUGAUCAACAACCACAGGAGUUUUAAAUACAGAGCAUACAGAAAUGAAAAACAUUUGCGAGUACAUUUUCUGAGAAAAUGUUCAGGUUUUAUAUAAUCAUCUCCCGCCCCUGCUGUUAACAUUUUAUCACAGAGUAUCGAAUGUGAAGUUUAUGACUGAUCAAAAAUAUGUUUCUAAAAGUUUGAGAGCACCCAAUAAAAUUUGACGGCAAAAAUCCCAAAAUAUAAAGAAUUAAUGAUACUUAUUUUCAGCCAACAGUCUGACAAAAACAAGCUUGUAUCUGAGUUUUUCUUGACUGUGUCGUGUGUUUAUUUGCAGAUAAACUGCUGGUGCACUGCGUCAUGGGAAGGAGUCGAUCCGCCACGCUUUUCCUCGCUUACCUCAUGAUCUUUGAGAACAUGACUGUGGUCGACGCCAUCGAUCAUGUGAAAAAACGCAGACGGAUCAUACCCAACUGGGGGUUCCUGAAGCAGCUGAGAGAGCUGGACAUGCAGCUGCUGGAAGACAGGGGGGACUCGACGGAGCAGAGCUGACUGUGGGGCUCCAUGGAGGAAUUGAACCUCAGAUCUGUCGAGAAAUUUGGGAAAAUUCAAACAAUCUGGGACAAAUAAAGUCUCUGGUCUUGUCUGAA
This is a messenger RNA of Xyrichtys novacula (pearly razorfish), 3600 nucleotides long. The record is from the annotation of a GenBank genome assembly. NCBI's taxonomy places the organism in Eukaryota, Metazoa, Chordata, Actinopteri, Labriformes, Labridae.